AUGUCCGGCACGCCCGUGUCCCCUCCUCCAAGGACGUCGGAUGCCAUUCUCGAUGUCUACGCGGACCAGAUCAAAGCCAUCAAGAAACGAGCGCCCAAGGCCGUCGAAGGUCUGUAUAUCCAGGCGGAGCAGACCGCAAAUACCGCCAUAGAACUUUUCAUGCAAGAUCUCCCUCUGUACAAAGAAUACCUCCCGUCUGAUACCCUGGGCGAGCUCGAGGAACAGCGGCUUCAACUGAACUACCAGAAAUCUGUCCUCGAACGGGCCUUGAAGCGUUCACGCAAAUCUCGCUGGACGCCGUUGUUGUUUGUUACUAGACGCAUUCGCACCGAGGCAGAGCUGUAUCAGGAUCUCGCUGAAUCGUUUCAGUUCAAGUUGAAGACUGCGUCACAAGAUGCGAGAAUCAAGCGCAUAGCCGAAGUGGUUACCAUAGUCCAUCCAGACGACAUGGACCGUCGCAAUGCUGUCACCGAGUUCCACGAAAGUAGGGACGAAGGCGAGGCAUUGGGAAGCUCGAAUAGGCCAACGAUGGAUCGUAAUUCGUCAGAAGGGGACACACCGACGAGAUUCGGCCUUAUCGCGCCAUGGGACGAAGAGCAACAGACUUUCGUCAAUUCCUCCGGACAGGACGUCACCAACAAUCAAGUUGCACAAGGGGACAGAAUUGCUCUGCUUCAGGCAUACGUCGAGAACUUGUCGUCAGAGGAACCGGAUACGGACUCAGUGAUGAUCCAUGACAGCACCUCGACAUUUGGAGAUGGGCUUAGCGUUCUUCAAGCAUCACCGUCUCCUCGUAGGACGGAAUUUGAUCACGAACAAAUCGAGAAUCAGAGUCAUGAUUCUGCGCCCGACACGACUCAGGCUGGGAGCCUGGGUCUAUUAUCUUCGGUGAUGACCUUACUGAAAGGGGCUAUCGUAAGCAGCGGAAGCAAAACAUAACAGGGGUUGUAGGACACGUAAUAGUCGAGUUGGUGUAGCAAUAUGAUAGCGGCGACAUUUUCGAAC
Molecule: messenger RNA, 1005 nt
Organism: Punctularia strigosozonata HHB-11173 SS5
Lineage: Eukaryota; Fungi; Basidiomycota; Agaricomycetes; Corticiales; Punctulariaceae
Exons: 7
Coding region: 1-939 (312 amino acids)
Source: RefSeq, a predicted model, not a curated record